Molecule: messenger RNA, 1080 nt
Organism: Struthio camelus australis
Lineage: Eukaryota; Metazoa; Chordata; Aves; Struthioniformes; Struthionidae
Source: RefSeq, a predicted model, not a curated record
AUGGGUUAUUCCCUGGUUGCUGGCACGAUACACCGAACGUUAGAGCCCUUCUGCGCUGCAGAGCCAAAGGUGGAAAUCCUUGACUGGAAGACAAAGAAACAGCUAUGCUUCCUAGAUAAGGUCGAACCAAAUGCCACAAUUAGGGAAAUCAGAUUGAUGUUCCAUAAAUUAUAUCCUCGGUGGUAUCCAGCAAGGCAGUCGAUAAGACUUGAUCCAAAAGGAAAGUCCCUGAGGGAUGAGGAAAUCCUGCAGCACCUCCCUGUUGGCACAACCGCUACCUUAUAUUUUAAAGAUUUAGGGCCACAGAUAGGAUGGACUAUGGUAUUUUUGAUAGAAUAUACAGGUCCAUUGUUCAUCUAUUUUCUGUUUUAUUUCCGCAUGCCUUUUGUCUAUGGCCUGGAUGAGAGGUUUACAUCAAGCCCACAUCCAGUAGUUAACUUGGCAUGUAUCUGCCAUUCUUUCCACUACAUCAAAAGGUUGAUUGAAACAAUAUUUGUUCAUCGGUUCUCCCAUGGGACCAUGCCACUGAGGAAUAUUGUGAAGAACUGCCUCUAUUACUGGGGAUUUGCUGCUUGGCUUGCUUAUUACAUCAAUCAUCCUCUUUACACCCCUCCUUCCUAUGGGAAAAAACAGAUAAAUUUUGCUGUGAUCAUGUUUCUGCUGUGUGAAGCUGGAAAUUUUUCUAUUCAUGUUGCCCUCAGCGACCUCCAGAGAGAUGGAUCCAGAACCCUUAAGAUCCCAUAUCCAACAAAGAAUCCUUUCACAUGGCUGUUUUUCUUUGUGUCUUGCCCUAACUAUACAUAUGAGGUUGGGACGUGGAUCAGUUUCACUAUCAUGACUCAGUGUGUCCCAGUGGGGCUGUUCACCCUGCUUUGCUUCAUUCAGAUGACAAUCUGGGCAAAGGAUAAACAUUACACCUACCUACGAGAAUUCAAGGAUUAUCCAAGUCUUCGAAUGCCAAUUAUUCCUUUUUUGUUGUAAGAAAAAGGAUGAAUUUGAAUAUUGCACGGAACUUCAGGAAGAAAAAGCUCAUAGGUUAUUCUUAUUCAUAAACCUCCUGCCAAAUAGGUGAAUUAAUUA